Messenger RNA from Neohortaea acidophila, 612 nucleotides. RefSeq lists its product as uncharacterized. The record is from RefSeq and is a predicted model, not a curated record. Bases 1 to 612 code for a protein of 203 amino acids. The transcript has a single exon. NCBI's taxonomy places the organism in Eukaryota, Fungi, Ascomycota, Dothideomycetes, Mycosphaerellales, Teratosphaeriaceae.
AUGGCGCCCUCAUGGUCCACAAAGGCCGAGAAAGCGCCCCUCCUGCCUCUCACCGCCCAAGACCAACCGACCGCCGCCAAACGGACGGUCACCAUCUACCUCAGCCGUGCUCUCAUCGGCGAGAUCGAACACGCGCUCGACGUCGACAUCGAUGACAAGGCAAUCGAGAUAGCCGCCCCGUCUCGCCCUCGUGACUCGACACGCCGAACGUCCGGCAAAAUGUUCGUCCUCUCCGCUCCUGAGCCUGUCGACGAAUCGUCCAUCACGGAACACGUCCUUCUCGCCAUCAGCUUCUGCGUCAUUCUGCUCGCGGGCGUCUGGGCAACCGCCGUCGCUCUGACCCUCGCCCUUGACUUGCCCGUGGACAUCUUCGGCGAUGACUUCCUCGGAUUCACCUUCCUUCUUGGCAGCGUCAUGGCUGCGUGUUUCGCCUUGAUUGCCAUUAAGAAAGCAAACGGCGAGCCUGUUACGCCGUUCUUGAUGUGGAGUGCUUUUCGUGAAGUUGGCAGGGUGCUGGUGUCGAUUGGGGGUCUGCUGGUGGCGGUGGCGGUUACUGGUCAGCUCAUUGUGGACUCAGUGUUGAUGCCUGUCGUCUCCAAGCUGGUGCUGUGA